Cynara cardunculus var. scolymus (artichoke) is the source of this 1115-nucleotide messenger RNA. Its product is annotated as trans-resveratrol di-O-methyltransferase-like. Gene Ontology annotation, biological process: methylation. NCBI's taxonomy places the organism in Eukaryota, Viridiplantae, Streptophyta, Magnoliopsida, Asterales, Asteraceae. The transcript is spliced from 2 exons. Gene Ontology annotation, molecular function: S-adenosylmethionine-dependent methyltransferase activity; O-methyltransferase activity; protein dimerization activity. Bases 1 to 1098 code for a protein of 365 amino acids. The record is from RefSeq and is a predicted model, not a curated record.
AUGGCUUUGCAAAAUGGUGAUCAGCUAUCCAGCGACUUGUUUCAUUCUCAAGCUCACAUAUGGAACCACAUUUUUAGCUUUAUAAACUCCAUGUCACUAAAAUGUGCAGUUCAGCUACAGAUACCUGAUAUCAUCCAUCAUCAUGGUGCACCAAUGUUGCUUUCUGAGUUAGUCGAAGCCCUCUCCGUUAACAAGGAGAGAUCAGAUUUUGUUCAUCGACUAAUGCGCAUCCUUGUUCAUUCUGGUUUCUUCCUGAAACAAACUAUAUCCACGACUGAAGGAGACGAGGAGGAGGAGAAAGAAGUCUAUUUGCUAGCUCCUGCUUCUCGUCUCCUUCUGAAGGGAGAGUCAUUAAGCAUCAGACCCUUUUUGCUAGCCAUGUUGGAUCCAAUAUUGAUGGAUCCAUGGCAACACAUGACCAACUGGUUUCAAAAUAAUGAUGACAUCUCCCCUUUUCAGACAACCCAUGGGAGGAGUUUCUGGGACUUUGCAGGCCAGGAGCCAAAGCUUAACCAGUUCUUUAAUGAAGCAAUGGCUAGCGAUGCAAGACUUGUUACAGAUGCCAUUCUUAAACACUGUAGGGGUGCUUUUGAAGGGCUGAAUUCAAUUGUUGACGUUGGUGGUGGUACUGGGACAGUUGCCCAAGCUAUUGCCAAAGCUUUUCCCAGACUUGAUUGCAUCAGCUUUGAUCUUCCUCAUGUUGUCAAUGGUAUGGAAGGAAGCAACAAUUUGAGGUAUGUUGGUGGAGACAUGUUUGAAGCCAUUCCCAAAGCUGAUGCUGUUUUUGUGAAGUGGAUACUGCAUGAUUGGAGUGACGAAGAAUGCAGAAAGAUAUUGAAGCGAUGCAAAGAAGCGAUUCCGAGCAAAGGAAAUGGCGGAAAACUGAUCAUCAUCGACAUGGUGGUGAAGAACCAUGAAGUGGAUAGUGCUGAAUCACUCCAGACACAGCUUUUCUUUGAUAUGCUUAUGAUGACAUUGGCCACCGGAAAAGAGAGGACCCAAGAAGAUUGGAUAAAGCUUUUAGUUGAUGUAGGAUUUAGUGAUUGUAAAUUCUCUCCAAUUUUGGGGUUAAGGUCGCUCAUAGAAGCUUACCCAUGAUACUUAUGAAGUUGAUU